This is a messenger RNA of Rangifer tarandus platyrhynchus (Svalbard reindeer), 1497 nucleotides long. NCBI's taxonomy places the organism in Eukaryota, Metazoa, Chordata, Mammalia, Artiodactyla, Cervidae. The record is from the annotation of a GenBank genome assembly.
AUGUCUGCAGAAUUCUCAUCCAAAAAAGAGAGAAGCCUUGCCUCAGGACCUAGUUUUAGGUCCAAUCAGAGGAAGAUAUUAAACCUGCUUCUUGAGAGAGAUGCCUCCUUUUCCAUCAGUUCAGAUCUCCCUAGAACUCCAGUGGAGAAGAAACUUUUUGGUGACUCUGCAAACCUAAGCAUUUUGUCUGGAGGAACCCCAAAACGUUGCCUUGAUCUUUCGAAUCUUAGCAGCGGGGAGACAUCUGCCACUCAGCUUACUGCUUCUGCAGACCUUGAUGAAACUGGUCAUUUGGAGUCUACAGGACCUGAGCAAGUACAGUUAGCUGGAAUGAAUUACCACCAGCAUCUUAUAAAAUGUAGCCCAGCACAGCUGUUUUGUAGCACUCCGAAUGCCUUGGACCGUGGCCGCAGGAAGAAAGAUGCAGUAUGUGGCUCGUCUGCAAAUAAGGAAAAUGAAAAGAGCACUUCAAAGCCUCUGGAGUGGUGGGUACCCAGGAACCUGAGGUCUCCUCUUUCUCUACUGGACAAUGGAAACUUGGUGGAAAGUGAAAUGAAACAUCUGGGCAGUCCCAUUACUACAGUUUCAAAAUUACAUAAAAAUCCAGAGCUAGCAGAAGAUCAAGCAGAAGAGAUAUCAGAUGAAUUGAUGGAGUUUUCACUGGAAGAUCAAGAAAAGGCCAAGCUACCUCUGUAUUGCUCCUCCCUGUAUCGCUCCUCAUCGUUGCCAGACAGCUUGAACAGUCCAAGUCUGAAGCAGGUGGUAAAAUUCAAGGACAGCACAAUACCAGAUAAAGUAAAAAAGAAGUAUUGUUCAAACCACAAAGAGCUCAGAAAGGACUUAGGUCUAAAGAAGAUGGUCUCCCUCUGUGACAUCAACAUGACUCAGAUGCUGGAGGAAGAUUCAAACCAGGGGCCUCUGAUUGGUGAUUUCUCCAAGGUAUGUGCACUGCCAACCGUGUCAGGGAAACACCAAGAUCUGAAGUACGUCAACCCAGAAACAGUGGCUGCCUUGCUAUCAGGGGAGUUCCAGGGUCUGAUUGAGAAGUUUUAUAUCAUCGAUUGCCGCUAUCCAUAUGAGUAUCUAGGAGGACACAUUCAGGGAGCAUUAAACUUGCACAGUCAAGAAGAAUUAUAUAACUUCUUUCUGAAGAAACCCAUUGUCCCUUUGGAUAUCCAGAAAAGAAUAAUCAUCGUGUUCCAUUGUGAAUUCUCCUCUGAGAGGGGUCCCCGAAUGUGCCGUUCUCUGAGAGAAGAGGACAGGGCUCUGAACCAGUAUCCUGCACUGUACUACCCAGAGCUGUACAUCCUCAAAGGGGGCUACAGAGACUUCUUUCCAGAAUAUAUGGAGCUGUGUGAACCACAGAGCUACUGCCCGAUGCAUCACCAGGACCAUAAGGCUGAGCUGCUGAGGUGUCGAAACCAGAACAAAGCAUGGGAAGGAGGGCGACAGCUGCAGGAACAGAUUGCCUUACUGGUGAAGGAUGUGAGCCCAUGA